Molecule: messenger RNA, 1133 nt
Organism: Branchiostoma belcheri (Belcher's lancelet)
Lineage: Eukaryota; Metazoa; Chordata; Leptocardii; Amphioxiformes; Branchiostomatidae
Exons: 8
Coding region: 190-729 (179 amino acids)
Source: RefSeq, a predicted model, not a curated record
GUGCCUACGUCAUUGCAAGUGUUGUUGCAGGCCGUGACAAGCAUAUACUAAGUAGCCCGACGGCAUUCUUGGCGGCCUUGGUGCGUAGCGGUGCGCAGCUAGGUAGGGUUUAUCUUCCGAGACACACCAAGCUCUACAGGACACCGUCAUACUUUCUGAGAAAUACCUAGGGGCGCUGUGAGACCAAUCAUGUGCUGCUGUCGGCUCCAGUCCUGCUGUUGCUGUGGCCUCCGCGAAGGGUCGAUCGCUGUUGGAAUUAUCGAUUUGAUCCUGUCAGCACUAGGACUAGCCUUAGGUGUGUGGCCAAUCGCGGCUAGUGGCGGUGCAGUCCAAGUCAAUCCUUAUUCAUACGGGACCCUCGGCGUCUAUGCUAUCUCCAUCCUGUUCUCCAUCCUGCUGAUCCUGGGCGCCGUGAAGAACAACGCCUGCCUGUGCCUUGCUUGGAUCAUCUGGUCGAGCAUCUGUUUGGUGCUGAACAUCGCCCUGGUGGGAUGGAUCUGUGUUGUGGCUUGGGGUGUUAAUGUGGGUGCUAGUGCCGCCGCAGCAGCGGGGUCUGCCUUUGCAGCCGCACUCGGUAUCGUAGCAGUCAGCCUCUACAUCGCGCUCGCUAUCCUCGGUGUGAUCAUCUUUUUCUUGAUCUACGGCAUCAUAGUCGUCAACUCCUUCCGUCAAGAACUUAAUGAGAGCGGUGGCAACCCGGCAGGGUCUUAUCCGAUGCAAGCCGUGUGAAAAAAAUGCAGCAGCUUCCUGAUGACUUUGAUCGUCAUCGACAAAAGAAGGAAGAUGCACGUGGUCUAUUUGACCCCCUCUUUCACCAAUAACAGCCGCAUGUAACUUUGUAUAAUCUAACAAUUAAUCGCUUUAUCUUGUCCUAGCCAGCGGUGUAAAUGAAGGUGUAACCUUUCUGACGUGGAUCUCAAAAUGUAGACAAUCGCGUGCUUGCUGAUAAGUUAUUGCUGAACAAUUUAGUAAGUAAUCCUAAAAGUUAUAUAGUGCUAUGGGGUUUGCGAAUAUCUUAACAAAGGACAGAAUUUGUUGUUACUUAGAGCCAUAUUUGCUUAUUCUUGCCGUCUCCUUGAGUCAUGUGUAAUGUACAAUGUAAGGGUCCAAUAAAAACUACGUUUGCGUUUGCA